CCACCACCACCAACAGCACCACCCACGACACUCCCGAAUACCUACUUCCUUCCGUCGACACCACGCACCAGCUCCACCAACCCCAGCUCCAGCUCCGCAUCCAGCUCCUCCUCCUCCUCUUCGCCGCCAGAAGACGACCGGACAAUCCGGCUUGGGCGGACAAUCCGCGUGCUGCAAGAGCGCAUGCCGACACUUCUGCACUCGCCCUUACCAACCGAGAUCCUGAGCCCGUCCAUCUCGCUGCACCUGUUUCCCAGUACACAUCCGCACCUUCCGGUCGUGCGGGGGCGCGUGGCCUACAUCGCGGCGCUAUGGACGGCGCCCAUAGCGUGGCGGCGGCUGCCGGGGCGGAAUACCACGCUCGAGGUUGUGAGUGAGCGGAUGCUCGCCGGCGAGGUGCUGCGGAUCCGGUGGAAGGGCGAGGAAGAGUUCGAGGGGGUCUUCGAGUUCGAGUUU
Molecule: messenger RNA, 456 nt
Organism: Tricharina praecox
Lineage: Eukaryota; Fungi; Ascomycota; Pezizomycetes; Pezizales; Pyronemataceae
Exons: 1
Source: RefSeq, a predicted model, not a curated record